Messenger RNA from Limulus polyphemus (Atlantic horseshoe crab), 417 nucleotides. RefSeq names its product metallothionein-1-like. The transcript has 2 exons. The record is from RefSeq and is a predicted model, not a curated record. Lineage: Eukaryota; Metazoa; Arthropoda; Merostomata; Xiphosura; Limulidae. The coding region runs from base 112 to 351 and encodes 79 amino acids.
CCAACCAUGGGAUAAAUAAAAGGGCAACGGAGCUCAGAUGACAUCAUACUUGGAAAAUAAUUUGACACUAGAGGGCGGAUAUUUUGUUUUCACUAAAUUCGUUAAUACAAAAUGUCGGACAGUGUAGACUCUGGAACUAAACCUUGCUGUGCUUUAGCUGCUGGUCCCAAGAAAGACUGUUGUGUUGACAAAAAGUGCUGCAAGGAAGGAAAGCAGGGGGAAUGUUGUGAUGAAAAAAAAAAGGACUGCUGUAAAGAGGGAGCCACUUGCUGCAAAUCUGUUGAGCCUGAUUGUUGCAGCGAUAAAGAGAAGUGCAAGUGUAACCCCGAAAACUGUCCAUGUUCAAAGUAAAGUUCUAAAAGUAAAUAACUAUAUUGUACAGAGCUCAAGAAGUAUUAAAAACUUAGCUCACUGAAA